CCUCCUGCAUGUGGAUUGAUGCAGUCUGCAUCAACCAAGACGAUCUCAAACGAACGCAGUAAUCAGGUCGCCUAGAUCCAGAGUAUAUACCGGAUGGCGGAAUCGACGGUGGUGUUCCUCGGCGAUGACUGGAUCGGACGUGACGCGGUCAUGGUCAUGUUGAUCGCAGGAGCUCGAGAUGGAGGAUUUUAUUGCGACCCAUCUUUAACUCCGCGUGUUGUCAGCCAUAGUACGAACCUUAGCUCGACUACGCUUCAGGCUUCAAUCAUCACAUUCUUUACUUCUCCAUGGUUCUAUCGGCUCUGGACGGUCCAGGAAUACUGUCUCGCAAAAGACGUCUACUUCCAGUACGGCAAUCGCACCAUAAACCACAAAAUUUUUCAAGGCUGGUUUGAUAACUACGAGAGACGUCGCCACUCAUGUUGUCGACUUUUCGCAGGCUUUGAGCUACGGGUACUUGUGAACGACAAAUGGCUCGUGGUGUGGAGGGUCUUACGUCAGCUCACGGUGCUUCAAGACUAUCGAAGGAUCAUCCCAAGUCGCUCUUUCAUACAAACCAUGCAAGACUUCAAAUCACACCAGUGCGUGGAUCCACGAGACAAGAUAUACGGUGUUUUGGGUAUGCUCGAACAUAGAUGGAGUCUGUCGAUGGACCCUGAUUACAGCCGUACGCCAAAAGAAGUUGUUGCGGUGCAAGUCGUUCCUAUAGGCCUUGAUCGUCACCUCUAUUGACUACCUUGGACUAGCACGUCUCAGGGAAUGUAUAUACAGUUGCCUCCUAGCUAGCAAGUAACUCAGCGCAGUUUUCCAUCGACUAUACA
Molecule: messenger RNA, 821 nt
Organism: Didymella exigua CBS 183.55
Lineage: Eukaryota; Fungi; Ascomycota; Dothideomycetes; Pleosporales; Didymellaceae
Exons: 1
Coding region: 94-732 (212 amino acids)
Source: RefSeq, a predicted model, not a curated record